CCAUGGAAACGGCAGACUGGCGUGCUAGCUUUGGAGCAGAGAGGACGUACAGCUAGCUACAUUUUGUAGGCUACCUGUAUCCCGAUAAACUUUGCUGAAUCGAAUAUAAUAUUUAUUAAUUUCCUUUCUGCAAAGAUGAGUCGGACGCCGGAUGCAAGAGCGAGGGACAACCAGACAAGAAAGAUCCAGGAAAAUAUCACCAAUGUGGAGAAACAUUUCGGAGAGAUGUGCCAACUGUUCGCUGCCUACGCGCGCAAAACAGCCCGGCUACGAGACAAGGCAGAUCUCCUGGUCCGGGAAAUUGGCUUGUAUGCAGACAUGGAAACACCAAACCUGAAAAAGGGAAUGAAACAGUUUGCUGACCACCUGGCCAAGGUCGAAGACUACCGUCAGGCGGAGGUGGAAAGACUCGACGCCAAAGUCAUCGAGCCUUUGAAAAGUUAUGGUGCUGUAGUGAAACGGAAAAGGGAGGAUCUGAAGAUGACUCAGAGUGCCAGAGACAGAGAGACCAAACAGAUGGCUCAGCUUGAGAGAACCCGGCAGAGAAACCCCUCCGACAGGCAGAUCAUCUCUCAGGCUGAGAGCGAGCUCCAGAGAGCCACCAUGGACGCCACGCGGACCACCAGGCAGCUGGAGGAGACCAUAGACGAGUUUGAGAUUCAGAAGAUCCGGGACAUCAAGAGGAUCUUUGGAGAGUUUGUGACGGUGGAGAUGUCGUUCCACGCAAAGGCCCUGGAGGUUUACACAUUGGCCUUCCAGAGCAUUCAAAGUGUGGACGAAGAGGAGGACCUGGAGGUGUUCAGGAGCUCGCUGCACCCCCCUGACUACCAGUCACGCUUAGACUUAGUGCGAGCUAAUUCCAAAACCUCCCUCGAUCGGACCGGGUCCUUCCUCAGUACAUCAGGGACCUUACAGCAACAAAGAACCAGCAACCGCCAGACGAGGAGAGAGGAGGAAGAAGAGGAUGAGGAGGAGGAUGAGGAGGAAUCUGAAGAGGAGGAUGAAGAGGACAACUCUGAUGAUGAAAAUUAAUUUUUCUUUGCUGUACAGAAGAAAGAAAGGGAUAUUCAAAAAGGUGUGUUAGUGUUGUGCAGCCUCAUAAAAGACCAGCUGUGUCAUUGCCAAACUUACCUGACACAGGUGCUCUGAGCAGUGUUGUAGUGAAAGUAGUUGUGCGAUGCAGAACAUGUUGUUCUUUACUACCAUUUGUCUUUGAGCCAGUUAUUGUCUUAGCUUUGUUUUUUUAUACAUAAAUGAAAACAGUAUUUCAUUAUUCUGCUUUUUAUUGCUUCAUGUUAUUCAUCUUUUAGGAAUAAAUCACUUUUCAUAUUGAG
This is a messenger RNA of Labrus bergylta (ballan wrasse), 1334 nucleotides long. Lineage: Eukaryota; Metazoa; Chordata; Actinopteri; Labriformes; Labridae. The record is from RefSeq and is a predicted model, not a curated record.